This is a messenger RNA of Girardinichthys multiradiatus, 3206 nucleotides long. RefSeq names its product neuronal pentraxin receptor b (gene nptxrb). The transcript is spliced from 6 exons. The record is from RefSeq and is a predicted model, not a curated record. NCBI's taxonomy places the organism in Eukaryota, Metazoa, Chordata, Actinopteri, Cyprinodontiformes, Goodeidae. Bases 270 to 2051 code for a protein of 593 amino acids.
UCCUCCUCCAGCAACCGUCCUCAUGGCAACGCACGCACGGAGGAGAGAGCAGCUUAGCAACGCAGAGACGAAGAGCAUCCUCUCAGGUCCAGACAUCGCGGUACCAUUGAUAUCACGCUGAGAGGGGGAAAGGAAGCAGCAAAGCUACUGGCAAACUGCCGUGAAUCUGCUAUAGUCUACGUAAGAGUCGUAUUUUCUCCUAAAUAACACCUCCUGUUUUUAUUACAAGAUAUGAAGCUGACACGUUUGGGAUUUGUCGUGAUUGCAUAAUGAAGUUUGUGGUAGUGCUGGUGGGAGCGGGCUCUCUAGCCUUCCUCGGCGCGGUCAUCUGCAUCAUCGCCAGUGUUUAUCCCCGAAAACGCGGCGUGACCCCCGGCGACAACGGCACAAUGACUUCGGAGGCGCUGAUCCAGCCUCUGGAGCCGGGAUCGGUGGCUCACGCCGGGCCGCUGGGCGCUCUGCACGGCCCGGGGUCUUACCAUGUGGACAACGAGCUGGGCGGCAUCGAUCUGGAGGUUCCCACACUGAACAAGCUGAACCUGGGGAAGGAGACAGGAGGCGGGUCGGGGAAACAGUACAGCUUCAGUCGGCUGAUUUGUACUCCUCUACCUGUUGGAGAGUGUAAAACCAAAGAUCUGAGGCAGAACAAGGAGCAGCAGCAGGCGGAUGAGCCGCUCUAUGGAAACGGGGGAGACGAAGACCUCCGGACGACGGCGGAGAACCUCCGGCAGAUGGUUCUACAGCAGAACGACCAGAUCCUCAUGGACCAGAGAACCAUCCGUGAGCUGACGGGAAAGCUGAGUGAAUGUGAAAGUGGUUUGGAGGACGAAAGAACCACACCGGCGCGGAGCGUCGGGGUGUGGAGCGGGAGCCGACGCGUCAUGGCCGGGGACGAUGUGAGCUCUUCCGCGGCGGCGCAGCUGCAGACGGCCCGGGCAGUGGAGGAGCUGGCCAGGGCCAUUAUGGACCUAAAGGACCGGAUCGAAAAGCUAGAGGCAGAGAUAGGUCCCGCAGCCCUGAACCUCACAGAUACAUCGGUUGGUGCAAGUAGCAGCAGUAGCACCAGCGGCGGCAGCAGUCAGACUGGGAAUACUGGCAAGACUCUAUCUUCAUCCACUGGUGGCGCUCCCUCCCCAGCAGCGGGGGCUGCCCCAGGGGGCCGUCGUCCUGGUUCUCCACCCUCCCCGGGCUCCAGGCCUUCUUCUUCCAAGGGUUCCCCUGGCCGGGUCAAGGGCACCUGGAGGGUGGAGGACCUGGAAGGGGAACUAGAGAGGAAGAUAAAAAUGCUGGAGAAGGAGCGACAGGCCAUGCGGAAAGAGACGCAAGGCCAGCACGAGACAAUCAACAAGGGCAUUGACACCGUCAAUCACCGCAUCACGGAGCUGGAGCACACACUGACAGAGCCACCAUUUCCUGAUGGCUUUGUCCUCUCCUUCCCCAUGCGGACCAACUACAUGUAUGGCCUGGUGAGAAAAGAGAUAACUGAGAUGUAUGCCUUCACUGCCUGUUUGUGGCUCAAGGCCAAAGAGGGAGGUAUCGGGACCCCCUUCUCAUACUCUGUGCUGGGGCAACCUAAUGAGCUGGUCCUGCUUCAGGGAGUCCACAAUCCUGUGGAGCUGCUCAUAAAUGACAAGGUGGCGCAGCUUCCUCUGUCCCUACCUCAGGAUGAGUGGCAGCACGUCUGCGUCAGCUGGACCCUGAGGGAUGGAGUAUGGAAGGCCUACCAGGGGGGGAAGAUGAAGGGCAGAGGAGAGGGAUUGGCUGCCUGGCAUCCUAUUAAACCUGGGGGAGUCCUCAUACUGGGACAGGAACAGGACACGCUAGGCGGGCGUUUUGAUGCCUCCCAGGCUCUGGUUGGGGAGCUAUCCCAGUUCAACCUGUGGGACCGGGUGCUGAAACCCGCUGAAGUGGCUGCCCUCGCUGAGUGCAGCUCCUCGGCGCUGGGCAAUAUCGCACCCUGGACCGAUCAGGAUGUAGAUGUCUACGGUGGUGCCACCAAGGAGUCCCUGGACCCGUGCCAUGCUGCCGAGAGGUCCAGCCCCAAACAGUGAAAGGUCCACCAGGAGAAAAUGGCCAAUCAUGGCUGUAUUUGAUGGUCUAUUUAGAGUCGAUUCAGAUGUUUAAAAAGUGUACCAAACCGGAGUUUAGAGUAUAUUUGCUUUUAGGCAGGCGACAAGCUUGCUGGUGAACUGAAAGAUUGUGCUACUAAGCUGUAAAGAGUGGUGUAUGUGUUUUGUUCUUUGUGUUGCACAUGUGUUUACUUCUGCAGUGAGACACAUAGACUUCAGUCACAGAAUCACUUGUAAAGGCAGCAUAGUGGAUCAGCUUCCAGCAUUUACAGUUUUAAUGAAAAUGCUUCUUAUAGAGACCAUACAGAAUUAUAUAAGCAGAGGAUUUGGUGGCUUUGUAUGUGGUUAUGUAAUGAAGCUGCAGCUAUGCCAAACUUAAGGUUUCUUAUAUGUUUACAGCACAAUGACACAAAGUUCUGUCUCUGCUCAUCAUGUGUCCAGUUGGUCAUUUAAAAUGCUUCAAAUGAAACCUGAGAUGCUCUUGUGCUUUUGUUGACUUUUUCACUCUAAGGCAAAGAAGAAAAGUUUUGUUUGUUUUUUUACUGUAUAUGAUUCUGCUGAGUAACUGUGAUUUUAAGUUUUCUAUAUCACUCACCUUGAUUUGGUAAAACAUUUGACUUUAAAUGUCCAAGUGUAAUGUCCUUUUGGUAAAUGUUGCUCUGUUCUAGCCUGCUGUGCUGCUCUGCUGUAAGCCUGUCUUAUACUUCACUGUCCCGCCGCUGAGGUGGGAAAAUAAAAUUUGCCGCUGCACAACGCAGAUUUCACUUUUGACUUCUAAAAUAAACACUUCUCUCCCUAACUGCUUAUCGGUCAAAUAUUAUGAUGUGUUUGACAAAACGGUGAGGCUGUUGAAUGUAAACCAGAUUAAAUAAGUAUGUCUGCAUGAGUGUUCGCUGUUUGUAAAAAAAAUGUUUUUAAAUGUGUUAAUGAAAGUGUUUCCCCUGCAACAGAUAUUUCAGUAAGAAAUUAUAAACUGACAGAGGGAGAGAGUGCUUAAUGGUGGAUUGACUGAAUUGAUUCUCCAGUCAUAAAGAGAUCUGUAGUCAAGAUCCAAAAACCUAAGCUGCCCUAAUGCUUUUAUCUAACAAGAAAAAGCAAGCAAAUAAACAGAAAAGAUGCUUUUGCAAUGCUGCACCA